ACAUUAGAUAUCACAUCAUGAAGCAAAAAUAGGAAAUUGCUUAGCACAGAUCUCAGAACUAAAAAAUUACGAACAGAGUUAAAAGUAAUGAACGAAGAACCGCAUUGCAUUCACCAAAAUCACUGUAAUAAAAACUCAGGCGAAGCGUCACAGUCACUCUCUCUUCCCUCACACAAAAAAGACUCUCACAAACACACUCACUCACCAUAGGCUUAGGGUUCCUCUGUUCUUCUUCUUCUUCUUCUUUUCUAACUUCUUCUAAUCUGAAAGCUGAGAAAAUUCACAUUUCCCGGAACACCCUUUUUGCUGCACAUGGCGAAAACGAGGCCAGGGAGGAAGGACUUGGACUCGUACACCAUAAGAGGAACCAACAAGAUCGUAAGAGCUGGAGACUGCGUUCUGAUGCGGCCCUCGGACACGUCGAAGCCACCCUACGUGGCGCGCGUGGAGAAGAUCGAGCAAGACAACAGGAACAACGUGAAGGUUCGUGUGAAGUGGUAUUAUAGGCCUGAAGAGUCGAUUGGGGGUCGAAGGCAGUUCCAUGGUGCUAAGGAACUGUUUCUUUCUGACCACUAUGAUGUGCAGAGUGCUCACACUAUUGAAGGAAAGUGUUUGGUUCACUCUUUCAAGAACUAUACUAAGCUUGAGAAUGUAGGUGCUGAGGAUUACUAUUGUAGAUUUGAGUACAAGGCUGCUACUGGGGCUUUCACUCCUGACCGUGUUGCUGUGUAUUGCAAAUGUGAGAUGCCUUAUAACCCGGAUGACCUCAUGGUACAAUGUGAAGGGUGCAAGGAUUGGUACCAUCCUGCUUGCGUGGGCAUGACUAUUGAAGAAGCAAAGAAACUAGAUCAUUUUGUAUGUUCCGAAUGUUUGUCUGAUGAUGAUAUGAGGAAACCUCAUGCUACAUUUUCUGCAUCGCCUGGAGCUGAUGGCAAGGUGGAGCCGAAGCGGCGUAAGAGAUGACCAUAAUGCAGAAGUAACCUGGGGAGGUGUGAGUAUGGCUGAAUGGUAGCUUUUGUGUGUGUUGUACAGCUUCUUCUAGAGGCUAUAAACAUUUUAUGUAUUUGACUCAGGCUAUGUAUGUAUCCAUGUUAGAUUUUAUGACAUUCAUCUGUUUUCCUUUGUUCACUGAGAACAACUCCGAUCCAAGUGUUAAUUCUCUAUUGAUUCAAUGUUGUU
This is a messenger RNA of Abrus precatorius (Indian licorice), 1179 nucleotides long. Its product is annotated as chromatin remodeling protein EBS-like. Lineage: Eukaryota; Viridiplantae; Streptophyta; Magnoliopsida; Fabales; Fabaceae. Bases 313 to 963 code for a protein of 216 amino acids. Gene Ontology annotation, molecular function: chromatin binding. The record is from RefSeq and is a predicted model, not a curated record. The transcript is spliced from 5 exons.